Messenger RNA from Aspergillus costaricaensis CBS 115574, 1216 nucleotides. RefSeq names its product SDR family NAD(P)-dependent oxidoreductase. NCBI's taxonomy places the organism in Eukaryota, Fungi, Ascomycota, Eurotiomycetes, Eurotiales, Aspergillaceae. Bases 44 to 832 code for a protein of 262 amino acids. The transcript is spliced from 6 exons. The record is from RefSeq and is a predicted model, not a curated record.
CAACCCAGUCGGCAGAGAGUGUUAACCACUAUAACUGUUCAUCAUGGCUUGCAAGGUAUCGGGAACGGCGUUUAUCACGGGAGGUGGAAAUGGCAUUGGCAAGACCACCGCCUUCACGCUUGCCCAGAAUGGAAUCGAAGCACUAUCUCUCUUGGAUGUGAACGAGGUACUCCUCCAACGCACUAAAAAUGAGCUCGCUACCUCACAUCCCAAUGUUGCAGUGGAAAUUACGGUUGGAGACGUCUCCAAGGAGGCAUGCGUGGAUGAAGCCGUGCGCCGCACUGUCGAGCGAUUCGGUCGCAUUGAUAUCUCGGUUCACUGCGCCGGGAUUGUGGGGCAACCGAGCGCGACCCAUGAGCUGACGGCAGCAGAAUGGCAGAGGGUGAUCGAUAUUAACCAGACCGGGGUGUUGCUCUGCCAAAAGGCUGUGAUACGCCAGAUGCUGACACAGGAAUCGCGCGGUUUGCGUCUCGGUCGGGGGACGAUCGUGAAUAUGGCUUCUAUGUUUGGGGUAGUGGCUCCGGGGGGUUGGUCAGGACUGUCGGCCUAUACAGCUUCCAAGCAUGCUGUGGUUGCUUUCUCAAAAAUGGACGCCAAAGCGUACAUUCAACAAGGGAUACGCAUCAACGCUAUCUGUCCUGGAUACACGGACACUGAUUUGAUCCGCACGUAUUGGGAUGCGGGAUUCAUGGAGCCAGACGCGCAGCGAGUCGCUAUUGGCCGUAGGGCACAACCGGAGGAGAUCGCCGACGCACUCCUGUUUCUGGCCUCCCCGAUGAGCAGCUACAUGGUAGGCUCCGCCUUGGUCGUCGAUGGCGGUUACACGGCUUGAGCGCUUUGAGCACUGAGGCUUCUUGAUCUACCUACGUACAGCACUGGAUCAAUACCAUCGCCGAUCGGUCUUCUCAACGGAGGGAUUAAGAGCAACUAAAUUAAACUAAACCAGCAUCGCAGUCAUGUGUAUAUACAAAUCAUCAAUCAUAGUCGGACCUGGACCUUUGUGGAAUCCCAUCCGGCUGAGCUCUGCGGAGCAGGCUCGUAGUCCACAUAGUGGAAUGCGUUAUCCUCAAAGGGUCCAUAGAACCGCGUGCGAUCAUAAGGUGCAAAGGAAAUGCCCCUGCGCAGUCUCUCCACCAAGUCCGGAUUGCUCGUGAAGUACCGUCCAUAGAGGAGACCAUCGUACUUCCCGGCCUCCAGGACGCCCCAAGAAUUGGUC